Messenger RNA from Penicillium cataractarum, 1611 nucleotides. RefSeq lists its product as uncharacterized. The record is from RefSeq and is a predicted model, not a curated record. The transcript has 3 exons. The coding region runs from base 1 to 1611 and encodes 536 amino acids. NCBI's taxonomy places the organism in Eukaryota, Fungi, Ascomycota, Eurotiomycetes, Eurotiales, Aspergillaceae.
AUGGAUGACGAGGAUCCUUUCUUACUUCCCCUAAGUGGUGUUCUCGAUCACUGCGGCCGGCAUGAACAAUCGUGGAGUCUGUGCUCUCCCUGUCACAGAGCCCUCGGUCGCGCCGCCAUCCCCAAGUUCUCCGCCAAAAAUCUGGUCAAUGUUACUCUCUGCCAGAAUUACCCAUCUCCCCUAGAGGAUCUCACCUUAACUGAGGAGUAUGCCAUCGCAAGAUGUCAUCCGCUAGGUCUCAUUGUGAAGUUGCGUCCAGGCGGCCGCCUGUCCUCAAUCAACCACCGCGCGCUGCGAGGUCACUUCAUUGUCAUCCCACAGGACCCAGGUCCGCUGCUUCGGAUCCUGCCGAGUCCGGAAUUGAGGUUGGACAACCUCACCAAAGUUUUCUGGGUAGGAAAUCGCCCCCCAUCAGACGCUGACCUGAGACCGUAUCUGGUUAUUCGGAAACACAAGGUACUAACGGCUUUGCAAUAUCUUGUUCGCCAUAAUCAGCUACGGCAUAAUAUUAUCCCCCUUGACGAGCCAGACCACCGUGAACGUGAAGGAUACACGGUGAACUUGGCGCAGGGUAAUUAUGAGAAUGAUCUCCAAGCAGCACAAGACGAAGCGGCACAGGAUCAACGCUUUGACCCUACUGACGGUACACACUUCCUGACUGGCUCCGUUUCCACAGACAUCAACGGAGAACGCCAGAACCCAGACGUGUGCAUGCUGGACACCUUGCUCGACGUGGUCACCAGCAGAUCGCGCCUAGCCGAACAAUGCGACAUAGACAGUCCUGCUGCCGUAUACAGCCGUUCCAUUGCCGGCCAACGGACUCCAGCAAUUUCUUAUACAACCCGUGCUCAGGUGGCAUUAAUGGAUCAGUGGUCGGAUCCUCAUUACUUUACCGCCGCCUUCCCCACCUUAUUCCCGGAGGGUGUUGGAGGCCAUUUGGAAGACCGUGCCAUCCCGGUGUCGUUGAGUUCUCUUGCUGAGUUCGCCCAGCACAAGACUUUUAUGUAUUUGUUAUUCGACAAGUUGCAGCUUCGGAGGUCGUCACUGGGCAAUGCGUUCUUGGUUAAGCGGCGGUAUUGGUGGUCUGCUGAACAUGACAUCGCCUCCCUCACAGUGGACCAACUACAAAAAGCCGCGGAAGCCAUCGCUGCUGGCCAAAGCGUCGACGACCCGGUCAUUCGGCGCCUUCAACAACACAUUGUUACUGUUGGUAUGCAUGUUCCUGGAUCUUUCUCCCAGAAGCUGAAGAUGCGCUCUGAGAUUCGAGGAUUAAUCAUUCGAUACGGAAUGCCCGCCUUUUGGAUUACCAUUAACCCCUCGGACUUACGGAAUCCCCUGGUUCUCACUCUGGCGGGCGUAGAAUUCCCUGGAGAUAUCCCGGCCAGAGCACACGCCGGGAUCCGUGAUACUGUAGCCACAUCCAACCCGGUGGUAGUUGCUGAAUUCUUUCACUGCAUCUGUAAAGCGGUCCUGCGGGGUCUGCUUACCACUGGAACUGGCCAACUCGGAAUUCUUGGAGAUCUUUCAAAUCAUUAUGGUGUGGUGGAAACCAACGGCCGAGGUACACAAGGUUGGUCGAAAACAGAAUUCCAAUCAAGUUCUUUACAGUAA